Molecule: messenger RNA, 1446 nt
Organism: Silurus meridionalis
Lineage: Eukaryota; Metazoa; Chordata; Actinopteri; Siluriformes; Siluridae
Gene: mtrf1l
Product: mitochondrial translational release factor 1-like
Exons: 7
Coding region: 74-1384 (436 amino acids)
Biological process (GO): translational termination
Molecular function (GO): translation release factor activity
Source: RefSeq, a predicted model, not a curated record
GGAAGUAACAUGGUCGGAUUGUUGUGCUGUAAUAAGAAAGCGUGGUAGGGCAGGUGUCGGAAACGUCCCCCUUAUGGCUCUGUCCUGUUUUACCAGACAGCUGCUCAGGUGCGCGGGGUUUCCUCCGGUAGGAAAGUGCACGACCCCGGCACUGAGGUCUAAUCGCGAGCUCCGAGACCUGACACACAGGUAUGCACGUGUAGCCCGGAAUGAGCGAGUCCUGGGACGGUACAGAGGGUUUCAUACCAGCAGUCAUGCCCUAGUCACAAAGAUCAUGACUGCGGAUGAGAUGUUCUCUAGGAAAUCCCUGCAGGACCACCUGAGGAUGCUGCAGACGGAGUACACCGAGUGUCUGCGAGCUGUCAGUGCCACACACCUGCAGCCAGACGAGGAGGAGGCGAGAACAACCAGGAGGAGACUCAGUGCUUUAGAGCCUCUGGUCCUGAAAAUCAGGGAGCUGGAAUCCAAACAGAGGGAGUUUGAGGAGACUGAGGCAUUACUGAAAGAAAAUGACCCCGACUUGCGCGAGCUCGCAGAGACCGAGAAGAAGCACUGCAUGGCAUCUAUUCAACAAAUCAGACAAACGAUUCUCUCUCUUCUCAUUCCUAAAGAAGAAUCAGAUAUGAGUGACCUGGUCCUGGAGGUCACAGCUGGGGUUGGAGGUCAAGAGGCCAUGCUUUUUACAGCAGAGAUUUUUGACAUGUACCAGAACUAUGCUGCUUUUCAUGGCUGGGGCUUUGAUAUGCUUGAAUAUAUGCCAAGUGAUAUAGGGGGUUUACGCCACGCCACAGCCAGCAUAAGUGGUCCAAUGUGCUACAAGAAGAUGAAGUUUGAAGCAGGCGUCCAUCGAGUUCAGAGAGUCCCAAAGACGGAGAAACAAGGCCGCAUGCACACCAGCACAAUGACUGUAGCGAUUUUGCCACAACCUGCAGAGAUCUCCUUCACCAUUAAUGUCAAAGACCUGAGGAUUGAAACGAAACGAGCGAGCGGAGCCGGAGGACAGCACGUAAACACGACAGACAGUGCUGUAAGGAUCGUCCAUUUACCAACAGGCAUCGUGUCUGAGUGUCAGCAGGAGCGCUCUCAGAUCAAAAACAAAGAGAAGGCCAUGAAGGUGCUGAGAGCAAGGCUCUACAGUGCAAAGCUGGAGGAGGAGACCAGUAAGAGAUACCAGACACGCAAACUCCAGAUUGGCACUAAAGGCAGAUCGGAAAAAAUCAGGACCUACAACUUUUCUCAAGAUCGCAUCACCGACCAUCGGAUUGGCAAAACUCUGCAUGACAUACAUGGAUUUUUAUUAGGGGAGGAGCUGCUGGAUGAGAUGAGCGUGUCUUUGCAGCAGUUCUCCGAACAGGAAGCUCUCAUGGACAUUGUCGAAGUUUAAUGACUGAAAUCAAUAACCAUAUAUAACAUUUUAAAAUUGUUUAUUAAAUGCCUUUUUGUUGA